UCUCUCUCUCUCUGGCGCCCUCCCUUUUCUGUCUGAACACAUGAAAUUCAGAGGAUCUCCUCCCGAAACGCGAACACAGCAGUCAGAGAAGCGCUCGGCGACACCCCCUCCCCGUACAACAUGGCUACAAUUGUCACCUCCACCAGGUUUACGGAAGAUUACCAGCUUUACGAGGAGCUCGGGAAGGGUGCCUUUUCCGUGGUGCGCAGAUGUGUGAAGAAGUCUACAGGCCAGGAAUAUGCUGCUAAAAUAAUCAACACGAAGAAACUGACAGCCAGAGAUCACCAGAAGCUGGAACGAGAGGCCCGAAUCUGUCGUCUUCUCAAACACCCCAAUAUUGUCCGGCUACAUGACAGUAUUGCAGAAGAAGGUUUUCACUACCUGGUCUUUGACCUUGUGACUGGAGGGGAGCUGUUUGAAGACAUCGUUGCCAGAGAGUAUUACAGUGAGGCUGAUGCGAGCCAGUGCAUCAAUCAGAUCCUCGAGAGUGUCAAUCAUAUUCACCAGCAUGACAUCGUGCACAGAGACCUCAAGCCUGAGAACCUGCUGUUGGCCAGUAAGAUGAAGGGAGCAGCAGUUAAGCUGGCUGAUUUUGGACUGGCGAUUGAGGUACAGGGAGACCAGCAGGCAUGGUUUGGCUUUGCAGGCACUCCUGGCUACUUAUCUCCAGAAGUCCUGAGAAAGGACCCUUAUGGUAAACCUGUGGACAUUUGGGCCUGUGGAGUUAUCCUUUAUAUUCUGCUUGUGGGAUAUCCUCCAUUCUGGGAUGAAGAUCAGCAUAAGCUCUAUCAGCAAAUCAAGGCCGGAGCUUACGAUUUUCCUUCUCCUGAGUGGGACACUGUCACCCCUGAGGCCAAGAACCUCAUCAACCAGAUGCUGACCAUCAACCCAGCCAAGAGGAUCACCGCUGAGCAGGCCCUCAAGCACCCAUGGGUCUGCCAACGUUCUACAGUGGCCUCCAUGAUGCAUCGACAAGAGACUGUGGAGUGUCUGCGCAAGUUCAAUGCACGGAGAAAACUGAAGGGAGCCAUCCUCACCACUAUGUUGGUUUCCAGAAACUUUUCAGUGGGCCGGCAGCAUACCAGCCCUGCUGCUCCCACCACCAGCACUGCCGCGCUUGCACAGGAAGCAUGCAAAAGUUUACUCAACAAAAAAUCAGAUGGCAGUAAGCCUCAGACAAACAACACUAAAAACAGUGUAGUGAGUGCUGUAGUGAGUGCCCUGAAGGAGAGCAACAUGGCCUCCUCCACACCAAUGGAGCCACAGACUACGGUAGUGCACAACCCAGCAGAUGGUACCAAGGGCUCCACGGAGAGCUGCAACACCAAUGAGGAAGAGGAUAUGAAAGGUAGGAAAGUGGAGAGUGCUCAGGGAGCCAGCAGUGACAGUGCGGUGAUGAGUCAGUGCAGUGCCGGGGACGAGCCGCCCGCUCUGGUGGCAUCACCACAGUGCCCACCAGCCACUAUGGUGCAUGACAUAAAACGCAUGGCGUGGAACAGUUCUGGACAUUCCUCGUGCCCCGAGUUAGAGCGUGCUCACUCUGUUCCUCAUGCUCCAGCUCAGGGGGGCAGGAGUGUGGCCACAGCCAAGUCUCGUAAGCAAGAGAUUAUCAAGAUCACUGAGCAGCUAAUCGAGGCUGUGAACAAUGGAGACUUUGAGGCUUACACGAGAAUCUGUGACCCUGGGCUGACUUCAUUUGAACCUGAAGCUCUGGGUAACCUAGUGGAAGGGAUGGAUUUCCACAAGUUUUACUUUGAGAACUUGUUGAGUAAGAACAAUAAGCCAGUGCACACCACUAUCCUGAACCCUCAUGUGCACCUGAUUGGAGAGGAUGCAGCGUGUAUCGCCUACAUCCGCCUGACGCAGUACAUCGACAGUCAGGGCCACCCACGCACCUGCCAGUCUGAGGAGACGCGCGUGUGGCACCGCCGUGAUGCCAAGUGGCUCAAUGUGCACUUCCACUGCUCAGGAGCGCCAGCUGCACCCUUACAGUGAAGCCUGCAGGGCACAGGUUGCCUGGAUUCCUAACGAUGGGAGUGUUUGUUCCUUGUAGCCGGAUGGGCAUGUAGAGGCCGGAUGGACGACAGCAAGUUACAGACACGCUAUUGAAGAAAUCCGAUAACAUCCAGUCCAACUGUCAACACCACCUUACCUGUCCAACCUUUGACCACUAGGAUCCGGCUGCCGCUGUGGCCCCGCCCACGGGACGGUGCAUGCAUAUGAUGCCCACACGGGGGCGCUGUUUAGUCUUUUCCCAUGGAAUCAUCUUUUUUUGCCCAUUAAAGAUGUCCAGAAGGUAUUGUAAGUACUGAUCUAUGAGUUCAUAACUAUACUGUAUAUUGUAUAAAAAAAAAUUGCUAGAAGCUACCAUGGAGUUUGUAAGGCAUUGAUAUGUAAGUAAAAUGCAACUGGGGUGUAAAGGAAAGGGUUGAUACACAAGAUAGAAACCUUUAAUGGCUGAAGUUUAAAUAGGUGUAAUUUAAAUCCUCCAGCUCAUACACUUUGUAGAAUUGGGAUACAAAUUAUUUAGAGAAAUUAAGGAAACAUGUCCACUGAUCAAGAAUGUCCUAAAAUUCUGGAGAGUAUAUAUGUACUUCAUAUCAAGAAGCACCAAAGUGUAGUCUUUAGGCAAUUAAAGGAGUGUUUCUAGGGGUUUUUUUUUUUGGAUUUUUUUUGUUUUUGUUUUGUUUCUCGUGUUUUUAAACUACGGUCUAUGGGAAGGUUUGAGUGGUUCUGGGAUUUAGUAUUCUGUGCUAUUGUGUUUAUGUGGAACUUUAUUUUUUGUCUUUGAUUAUCAGAAAGUAUUUUAUGUUAAGCAAUUCAUUUUUAUGGUUAGUUUUAAAACCUUUUUGAACACGAUACACUUGUAAAGAUCUGCAAAUAUAUAUUUAAACGAGAUCAAGUGAAAUAAGGUUCACCGUCAAGGUGCAGCAAAUGAUUAGACUCUGUUUAAUGUGUGUUUAUGUGCAUGUGUUUGUAUGGACAUGUGAUUAAACACACCACUGAUUAUAUUACUGUAGGUAGGACCACGCCGCCUCUAACUGUGUGCAUUGGAGAGUGUUUGAGAGCCCAUGCGAACAGACGUAGUGCUAUAGAAAUGGCACUAAACGCUAGACGUAGAGCCGCAGUUUCAAUUUCACUUUAAUGGUGGGAAGACACAGCCACGUGGAAAAGGGGAACACACACAUACACACGCUGAUCAAAAACCCAUUCCCGAAUCAGAAUGCACAGCAGGAGCAGUCACACACUGCCUAGCUUAUGGGAAUAUGAUUUUAAGUUUAGCGUGCAAAGAGAAAACUAGGCAAAUCGUGUCAAAAUGGCAUGCAAUGGACAUCCGUAGGUUAGUGGAUGUUUAUACGUGGGUGUGGAUACAACACCUGUCCAGUUCUGUUUCAGACAUGCACACAAUCACACCCUGACUGGACGUUUGUGGCUGUUCUCCUCAUAGUGGUCUGGCAUCACCCUGUCUUACACAACCGUGUUGUACUUGUGUUUCAUGCCGUGAUGGACGACUGAUUUGUGCACUCUCUCUCAAACACACACACACACACACCUGAUAAUCCCUCCAGCAUUUUCUUGGAGUCCAAUGUAUAUGUUUAUGUUUCUAGUACAAAUACAGGGUUUAGGGCACUGGCUGUUAUAAACCAUUGCAGCACAACUGGCCUGUUCUGAUCCUGGUGACAGGCGUUAUUUUAAAAAAAUAAAAUAAAUAUAUAUAUAUAUAUAUAUAUAUAUAUAUCCUUUUCACCACACUCCAGUUCAUGCACUAGCUCUGAGUAGGAUGUUCUUAAGCAGCUGUGUGUUGUACAAGUUUUCUGAAACAAAUCCAUCCCACUCGCUGAUCGUGUAUUUUCUAUAAUGGAAGAGUUCUCAGUCUGUGUAUAUACAUGUAUAGGGCUUUGGUACAUAUCAGCACUGUAACUCUGCACGUGUGAGUGUGUAUGUGUGUGUCACCUUCAUCACAAAGCCCUCUUAGUGACACUUGGUUUUUCUUUGUUUUUUGGGAGAACUGCUUCCACGCUUGGGCAAGUUCAUUUUUAUUUGAAUUAUUAUGAUAUUAUUAUUUUUUUAAACCAGUUGCGAGGUUAUUUUUCUGUACGAUGUCAGUUACUUUAACUCUGUAGAACUGAAAUGAAAAUGGAUUACAAAAAAAAAAAAAUUUAUUGAGGACACUCAAUUAACUGAUAGAUAGACUAGAUAGAUUUCUAGAACAGAGGUCCCUCCUCCUAAAGCUGGGAACAGAACCCUGAGCCAGCACCUUCUGGCUUUCCUAUCCAAUCCAAGGCAAGUCCAAAUAUGCAGCUUAAUGAAUAUGAUGAUUAUGCAUGUUCUCUUUUCUUGGUGAAUCUUUUUCUCCGCUGUGUGAUUUUAAAAAUGGGAAAAAAAAAAAAUUUGUUCUUGUUGCAUCUCUGACAUGAAAAUCCCUCCAUCUGGAGAUGAUGAAUAGGUGAUGUUCCAUAUUUAAAAAUCAUUUUUAAAACAAAAAAGUAACAAAAAAAGGAACCAACAACUCAGCUUUGUAUGCUCCCCUCAUUCUGAGUAAAUCUAUUGCAUUGUAAUGGUAUACUAUUGGGCUACGUAUAUGAAUGCUGGAUUUUGCAUGAUCAUACAUUUAAUAAAACCAUGAACUGACACCCACUGAAUGCUUGUCUGAUUGCUCGAUUGGAGUUUUGCAAUUAUUAAAGCUGUAUGUGUCAAAUAAAAAGAUUAUUUCAGCA
Hemibagrus wyckioides is the source of this 4718-nucleotide messenger RNA. It is a transcript of the gene camk2g1, whose product is annotated as calcium/calmodulin-dependent protein kinase (CaM kinase) II gamma 1. Gene Ontology annotation, molecular function: ATP binding; calmodulin binding; calcium/calmodulin-dependent protein kinase activity. Bases 121 to 1995 code for a protein of 624 amino acids. Gene Ontology annotation, cellular component: neuron projection; cytoplasm. Gene Ontology annotation, biological process: protein phosphorylation. The record is from RefSeq and is a predicted model, not a curated record. The transcript has 23 exons. NCBI's taxonomy places the organism in Eukaryota, Metazoa, Chordata, Actinopteri, Siluriformes, Bagridae.